CACAAAUACUGGCAUUUACCAACACUAUUAUUUCUGUGCACAGUUAUCAUUUACGUGUUAUUAUACAUUUUCACUAACAAUGGAAAAAGACAGAAAGAAUUAACCAGCAUAGCAUAGAUAAACAAAGCAAAAAAAAAUCUGCUGCUAAAAAUGAGUAUUUCAUCCAGUGUAAAACUCCACUAUAAGAGACAUCGUAGUUCUCCGAAGGAAAGGGAUGUACAAAGUAAAGCCAGUGUGUAUAAAUCGUCAUCAGACGACACGACUAUAUUAUCAGAUAAACAAAGAUUAGAAGACGAAUCACAUGCAACUCCUUAUAGCAUAGACCGUUCACCAUCUAUGGGAUUCCGUUCGGCUGGAACAAAAGCUGCCGCCACUAAUUUUGUUAAAGAAAAUCAAACUAUUCGAAGAAAAUCACCAAUAAUAAUCCAUGAUAAGAACUCUGAUUUAAACAAUUUUGAUAAUGUUACAGAGCCUACAAGUUCAAAGAACGCUGUCACUCCUGGUAAUUCAGAUAAUAUAAAGACUAAUCCAUUGGAUAACGACAUAAAAAGCAUGUCAUAUGGGCCGUCGCCUCAAGCGCAACCAGCACCACUGUACUCCUGUCACUGUUGUCCGUCAUUCUGUGCACCGAUAGUUAACUGUGUACCGCCUACACUUGGCCUGAGUCCAUUCCAAAUGAAUCCAUGCUGUUUCUAUAACAAUAUUCCAGCUUACACACACUGUACAAAUGCGUAUAACUUAAUCCCAUAUAACUGUUGCCACCAUCAUAAUAGUCAUUCUCCUCAACUAAUAAACUGUGCUUGUAAUCCAUAUUCACAAUGUUAUAGUCAACGGUGUUUCUAUGCACGCCCAUCUCAACCGUCUUAUUUAACAAUGGAAAUACCACGUGACGAGUAA
Trichobilharzia regenti is the source of this 897-nucleotide messenger RNA. NCBI's taxonomy places the organism in Eukaryota, Metazoa, Platyhelminthes, Trematoda, Strigeidida, Schistosomatidae. The record is from the annotation of a GenBank genome assembly.